UUUGUGUCCGCGCGGGGGCCGUCGGUCCGGGACGACUGUUGAGUCCGGGGUCGAAGGCGCCGGCUGGCCCCCGUCUGUCGGAGACAGGACUGGCCUUGUGUGCAUCGGAGGCCGAGGCAGGUGGUGCUCAGGUCCCCGAGAAGGAGCGAGAGUCAGCUUGACUGUCCUGGUCCCCUCAGUCGGGGUCCCUCGGGCGCGCGGUCCCGGAGGCAACCUUGACAGUGGGAGCCACUGCAUUUGCUUCUCCGGGACACACGGAGGGAAAAAUAAGAUACCCUGAAGAAGAGCCUGACCCAAAGCAAAGACUCAAACUGGUUAUGUGGAGAUGCUGAAUCUCCCAAAGGCUUUAAAACUUGGGGAUACCUUUCCUUUGGCUGGAGACUCAGGACGAGCAGAGAGAAACACCACUCUCACCUCAGUGAGGCUGGCAGCAAACGAUGGCUAGGGAACCGAGUGAAGCCACAGCUCUGGAUGCCCGUUCUGCAGAGGACCAAAUGGGACUUCUGGUUGUGAAGGUGGAGGAGGAAGAGGCCUCUGCCGGGGUGGAGGAGAACAAUGUGCCAGGCCCAGAGUGUGCCCGCUUGUGUUUCUGCGCCUUCCGCUACCCUGAGGCUGCUGGCCCUCAAGAGGCCCUGGGCCGGCUCCGAGAGCUCUGCCAUCAGUGGCUGCAGCCAAAGACCCACAGCAAGGAGCAGAUCCUGGAGCUGCUGGUGCUGGAGCAGUUCCUGGCCGUCCUGCCUGAGGAGCUGCAGGCCUGGCUGCGCACACAGCACCCAGGGAGUGGGGAAGAAGCUGCAGCACUGCUAGAGUUUUUGGAGGAACAGCUGGAGGAGUUGCCACUGCAGGACCCAGAUGAUGAGGGACAAGCACUUCUGUGUUGCAAGGUGGGACUGGUGACAGCGGCCCAGUGGUCUCAGAGCAGCCAAAUCCAGGCAGGGAAGCCUCUGCUCAAGCAUGAAUCUCGAUGCUCGUGGCCCUCACAAGAAACAGUUGCCUGGGGAGGCAGCUGCAGAGAAGAUGCAGUGGCAGCUGACAGGCUUCCCCCAGAGUCCCAGAGGUUGCUGAAAAUGGAAGACAUGGCCCUGACUCUCUCCCCUGGGAGGACACAGCUAGGGCCUUCUCAGGUGAACCUUUGCAGAAAUGAAAGGCAGCAGAGCUGUGGCCAGCCUGGCUCCCUGGGUGGUGAAAUGCAGGCUAAGAUCAGGGGCUUGUCUCCAGCUGAGGAGCAUCCAGGACAAGAUCCUGGGCGGACUCCCUGCCACCUGGGUGAGGACACUGCCCAGGAUCCUGCUUGUGCUGAAGCUGGCAAACAGGAAGACAGGUUACAAAGAAAGCAGAAAAAUGCUCCAGCGAGCAGGCGGCAUGUUUGCUAUGAAUGUGGAAAGAGUUUUGCUCAAAGUUCAGGUCUGACCAAGCACAGGAGGAUCCACACCGGAGAGAAACCCUACGACUGUGAAGACUGUGGGAAGACCUUCAUCGGGAGCUCUGCCCUGGUCAUUCACAGAGUCCACACAGGAGAGAAGCCAUAUGAGUGUGAAGAGUGUGGGAAGGCCUUUAGUCACAGCUCAGACCUUAUCAAACACCAGAGAACACACACGGGAGAGAAGCCCUACGAGUGUGAGGACUGUGGGAAAACCUUCAGCCAGAGCUGCAGCCUCCUUGAACAUCACAGAAUUCACACUGGGGAGAAGCCAUACCAGUGCACCAUGUGUGGCAAAGCCUUUAGGCGGAGUUCACAUCUCCAGAGACACCAGAGGAUCCAUCGUGACAGAAAUGAACAGGAGCUUUGGCUUGGAGAGGCCUCAGAAGGUCAGGCUAGAAUGGAAAGUCAAUGGGAAAAUGUCGAAACUCCUGUGUCUUAUAAAUGUAAUGAGUGUGAAAGAAGUUUCACUCAGAAAAUAGGACUUAUUGAACAUCAAAAAAUCCACACUGGUGACAAAUCCUAUCAGUGUGAUGCAUGUGGAAAAGGCUUCACACGAACUUCAUACUUCACUCAACAUCAGAGGAGUCAUGUAGGCAAAAAAAAACUUCUGUCACAGUGACUCAUUGUAUGCAUAGCAAAGUUGGUGCUCAUUUGUCUUUAAACUGAAGCUCCCUGGAGCCUUGCUGCCUACAGAAUUUGUUGGGGUUUUUUUGCUGAAAUACUUUUAUGGGUACAUUUUAGGUAUAUAAUACAUUUACAAUUAUCAUUGGGUGCUUGUACCUGUACAUGAUGUAGCUUGGU
Molecule: messenger RNA, 2224 nt
Organism: Heterocephalus glaber (naked mole-rat)
Lineage: Eukaryota; Metazoa; Chordata; Mammalia; Rodentia; Bathyergidae
Product: zinc finger protein with KRAB and SCAN domains 4-like
Source: RefSeq, a predicted model, not a curated record